Polychytrium aggregatum is the source of this 2882-nucleotide messenger RNA. RefSeq names its product male sterility protein-domain-containing protein. Lineage: Eukaryota; Fungi; Chytridiomycota; Chytridiomycetes; Polychytriales. The record is from RefSeq and is a predicted model, not a curated record. The transcript is spliced from 10 exons. Bases 73 to 2784 code for a protein of 903 amino acids.
CCCCCCCCCUGGCCUCAUCUUCACGUCUUUGGCAUCAAAAGUCCCUUGACUCUCUCAUUCCACUGCCCAGCCAUGCUCAGGGCCAUCUCCUGUUGUUUUGGAGGGUUCACAGACCCGGUCGACGACCGAGAUGUCUCCUCGCAGACCCCUGUCUCCCAACAGCCAAAGUUCCCUCCUCCGCCCGAUCCGUUUGGCCCUUGGCUCCAUCCCGUCGAGUGUCUCAUCAACACUGCCCGCGACGAGCCCGAUGCCCUCCUGAUCAACACCUACGAGAGCGGCGCCUCGGAGCGACUCAGCUAUCUCCAGGUGUGGAAGCAGGCGUACUCGGUCGCCCAGGCUCUCAAGGCUCUCCCUGGCUGGAGCGACGACGGCCACGACGUCAUCGGCACCUUCUGCGAGUCCGAAGCCAGCUGGGUGAUCUACUCGUUCGCUGUGUGGAUGCUGGGCAAGAAAACACUCAACCUUGCCCUCAACCUGCCUCCUGCAGCCCGCAAGGCCCUGUGCGAGAGACAUGCGAUCAAGUACAUCCUCCACCAUCACACCAAACCCGGCCGCACCGAGGGUGUGACGCUGAUCGAUGCUACCACCUUCCCCAAGCUUGAAAGCGUUCCGCCUCCGUCUCUUGAAGUCUGCGAGCCUCUCGAUGAGUUUGUGACCUUCCAAUGUACCUCCGGAACGACAGGCGUCCCAAAGUCGUUCAAAUAUUCCCACUUUGGCUCGAUCACCGGCCGAAGCACCGUGGGCACGCUCUACACCAGUGUCGCCCUUUGCCAGGCGCCUUCAUUUCUCGGCACCUUGAACCUGUUUCUCAGUUCUUUGAGCCUCAAGGGAUCGCUCUGGAUCCCCGAGCCAACGCCGAACGCGGUGGAAAAGAUUAAGAGUAUCCUGGGUAUGCUGAACGACGGUCUCGUUCACUUGUUCUUGACGCCGUCGUUUGCCAAGAUGACCAUUGAAGUGGCUCGUUCUCGCGACCCAAAUGCCAAGUACGAAACACUACGAAGGCUCCUCCUGGGCACCGAGCUGGUGCCUCCCAGUCUGAUUCAAAACGCAAGGCAUCUGUUUCCCGGUGCCGAGAUUCAAUCUGUUUAUGGAUCCAGCGAGGCUGGUCUGCUCGGGGCAUUCUCGCUCUUCCGAAUCCCAGCCGACGACCCAAAUGUUCUCAAUACUCUCGUCUAUCGACUCAUGAAACCAGGUGUGUGCUGUCUCCUCUUUGACGAGGAGGGCAACAUUGUCGACCAGAAGGUCUCCAAGAGCGGCGUGCUUGGCUUUGCCGUCGACAAGGACCAUCCCAUCAAGAACCACCCCAACUUUGCCAACGCCGAUCCAAACGACAAGCUCGCCUCGUUCGGCUUCCUCGAGGAUGGCUCGCCCCGUGUCUGCACCAUGGACUGGGUCGAGAUGGUUGGCGAGAACCAGUUCACUGUGGUUGGAAGAUUCGACCAGAAGAUCAAGGUCAACGGCGUCUAUGUCGACCUCAACGCCCUCGAGGAGCUGGUUAACGUUCACCUGGCCCGCAUCAUCUCGGACUGUGCCUUCAUCCAGACCUCCGAGAAGAAGAUCGUGAUGCUCUAUGUGGCCAGAGAGGGAUCGGAUUUAAACGCAACACCAGGGGAAGUACUCCAGUUGGCGGAAGAGCUGUUUGCCCUCAAGAACGUCGCCAAGUUCCCGAUCCACAACUGCUUCGAGCUCGACGAGUUCCCCUUCAACGACUCGGGCAAGCGCGACCUCAAGAAGCUCAGGCGCAUCGCCGAGAAUGUCGAUCAGUUCGGCAAGUCGGUUGAAUAUCCAGCUAUUCAGAUUGUCGGCACCUCGGUAUCCCGCACCGCCGCCAAGAUAUCUCAGAUCGGCAGCCAGAUCAUCGACAACCCCGCCCUCGACGGCCGCAACUACUACAUCGGCGGCGUCGGCUUUGACUCGCUGAGUGUCGGUCGUCUGGCCCUCGCCAUCAAGGACGAGUUUGAUGCCGAGAUAUCACCGAUGAUAUUGCUGUCGAACGGAAUGACGCCGCUCGAUGUCGCCCAGUUGGUUGUCGACAUCCUCGACGACAAGCCUCUCAUUCCCCCGACUGUUGAUCUGGCUGCUGAGGCCGCCAAGCUCGACGAUGCGAGUGUGACGGCCGAGGGUCUUCCUCCGUUUGUCUAUCCCAAGGACCCUCGCGGCAUCGUCCUGACUGGUGCCACUGGGUUCCUCGGUGCCUUCCUGGUCUUUGAGCUGGCCCACAAGUUCCCUCGGGCCAAGAUCUAUUGUGUGGUUCGAGCCCAUAGCGAGCAGUAUGCAUUCACUCGGAUCUUUUACAACUCCACGAGGCUGGUGAUGGCAUCACGAAAUCGACAAAAUCCGCGGUACGAUGUGCGCGACCGAUUCAUCGGACUGUGCGGCGAUCUGUCGAAGGACAAGUGGGGACUCUCGGACGAGCGAUGGAAGGAGAUCAGCGAGGAGACCGACAUGAUUGUUCACAACGGCGCCGAGGUCCACUGGCUAUUUGACUAUGACAGACUCAGGGGACCCAAUGUCCUCAGCACGGCAACGGCCCUGAGACUGGCCACAACCCACCACCUGAAGCCGCUGCACUACAUCUCGACCAUCGGCACAAUCCCGAUGGCCAAGAGUUCCAACGAACCACUCAAGGAGAAGAUCUACUCGGCCUGGAACAUCUCUGGCGGGUAUGGCCAGACCAAGUGGGUCUCUGAGCAGCUGGUCAACAAGGCACGAUCGAGGGGAGUGCCGGUGACGAUCAUUCGCCCGGCCGUCAUUGCCGGCGACAGCCAUGUCCAACACGGAUGACUACAUCUGGCGAUAUGUCAAGGGAUGCAUCCAACUCGGUGUUGCUCCCUCGCACGCCACUCUCGUCACGAUGACCAUGGAUCCCGUCGACCAUGUCG